Messenger RNA from Paramormyrops kingsleyae, 5025 nucleotides. Lineage: Eukaryota; Metazoa; Chordata; Actinopteri; Osteoglossiformes; Mormyridae. The record is from RefSeq and is a predicted model, not a curated record.
CACUGCUGGACCCACUUCCGGAAGCAGCUUUCACACGUGUGAACAGUUCGUCGAUGUUUAUGAAGUUGCUAUCUGCUUGGCGGCUGUUUAACGCUUUACCCCAACACGUCCUUGGACCGCGGGGGGGAUUAAACCUCGGUUGCUGAAGAAAUCGAAGUCAGAAGGACGAUGGAGACGAAAGAGCACAAGCGGCACCAGCACAAGCAAAGCGGGCCCAAGGCGGAGAAAAAGAAGAGGAGGAAGCAGCAGGAGAAGGGGGCUGCAGAGAACAAGGAUGUGCGCAAGAGGAACCCCAAAGCGUUCGGAGUGCAGUCUGCCAUGCGCAUGGCCCGCACCUUCCACCGGACCCAGGACCUGAAGACAAAGAAGCACCACAUCCCCCUGGUAGACCGCACGCCCCUGGAGCCCCCACCAAUCGUUGUGGUGGUGGUAGGACCGCCACGCGUGGGAAAGAGCACCAUCAUCCGCUGCCUGAUCAAGAACUACACCCGGCAGAAGCUGGGUGACAUCAGUGGGCCUGUGACCAUUGUGUCAGGGAAGAAACGGCGUCUGACCUUCGUUGAGUGUGGAAAUGACAUCAACACCAUGAUUGACCUGGCUAAGGUCGCUGAUCUGGUCCUGAUGCUGAUCGAUGCUAGCUUCGGGUUCGAGAUGGAGACGUUUGAGUUCCUCAAUAUCUGCCAGGUGCACGGCUUCCCACGAAUCAUGGGGGUCUUGACGCACCUCGACUCCUUCAGGAACACCAAAACCCUGCGCAAGACCAAAAAACACCUGAAGCACCGCUUCUGGACUGAGGUGUACCAGGGGGCCAAGCUCUUCUACCUGUCUGGUAUGGUGCAUGGAGAAUACCAGACGCAGGAGGUGCGGAACCUGGGUCGCUUCAUCUCUGUCAUGAAGUUCCGGCCGCUUGUGUGGCAGACCUCACACCCCUAUGUGCUGGCUGACCGCAUGGAGGACCUGACCGAUCCUGAGGCUGUGAGGGUGGACCCCAAAUGCAAUCGGACUGUGUGCCUGUAUGGAUACCUGCGAGGGACAUACCUGAAGAACAAGACCCAGGUCCACAUUCCGGGUGUGGGGGACUUUGCCGUGAGCGACAUGAGCUUCCUGCCUGACCCGUGUCCCCUGCCUGAGGAGCAGAAGAAGCGCGCCUUGGACCAAAAGGAGCGACUGCUCUACGCCCCCAUGGCUGGGGUUGGGGGUGUCGUGUACGACAAGGACGCUGUUUACAUCGACCUGGGGGGGAGCCACAUGGAGCAACCGCAGGGGGAGCCGCGUCCCGCCACUGAACUGGUCCAGUCCCUCAUCGGCACACACACCACGCUGGACGCCAAGAUGGCUGAGAGCAAAGUGUCCCUCUUUAGUGACGGUGCGGCCCUGACCUCAGAGGAGAUGCUGCAGGGGGGGGAGAUCCAGGGACCCACGGAGAGCCGGGUUUGGGACCCCGUGGCACAGAGGGAGAGGCGGAAGGCCGUGUUCAGCGACGGGGAGGAAGAGGGAGGCAGUGAGGAAGAUGGGGAGGAGAGUGAUGAAGAUGAGGGGGGAAGGGAAAGUGAGGAGGAGGAGGAAACGGAGGAAGUACAAGAGGGGCAAAGUGGCCCUCCUGUGAAGAAGCAGCGGGUGGGGGGGACGGUGGAGCGAGGCCCCCUACAGGAGGUGCCUGCUUUCGCAGAUAGUGAGGACGACCUCGAGAUGAGUGAGGAGGAAGAGGAGGAGGAAGAGGGAAGGGAAAGAGCAGGAGGCGUAGCAGCCGACUCAGGUCACUGUUCAGAGGAAGACAUGAGUGAUGAUGGCAGUGAUGAUGAAGAGGAUUCUGGGAGUUCAGAAACUGAAGAGGCCAGCACCCCUAAGGGUACCACAGGAAAGAUCGACAGGUCAAAGGUCAAGGCCCCAGAAGAAUGCGCUGAGGAUGAUGAAGAGGACAGUUCUGGUGCUGAGGAAAAACCCGUCGCUCUAGUAGGUAUAAGCAGCAGAAUGAAGAAGUCAGUGGCGAAGGGGAUGGAUGCUGAGGAUGAUGGUGACGAAGAUGAUGACGAAGAUGACGACGAUGAUGAUGAAGAUGACGAUGAUGACGAAGAUGAUGAUGAUGAAGACGAUGAUGAUGAUGAUGAUGAUGAAGAAGAGUUCACUACUUUGAAAGGUGUCAGCAGUGAGGAGAAGCGUAAGAUCACGGCGCCAUUACAGGGAAUGGAGGAGGAAGGUGAAGGUGAGGAAGAGCCCUGCUUCGAAUCUGCAGGUGCCCUGAAGUGGAAGGAGGACCUGGCGCAGAAAGCCUCCGCCGUGUUUCUACGCCAACAGCAAGCAGCCCCCAAUCUGCGCAAGCUGGUCUACGGCACUGUGGUUCAAGAGGAAGAGGAGGCUGACGAAGAGGAAGAGCUCGGAGGUCUGUUCCGGGUCAGCCGGCCAGAGAAAGGCAGGAAGCAGAGGAUGGAUGCGCUGGACUGCUCUCGCUUCACCCCCGACGGAGUGCGCGACUGGGACCGAGAGGAGGUGCUCGACUCCAUCAGGGACUGCUUUGUGACGGGCCAAUGGGAAGAGGACAAGGACGCUGCCACCCUCUUGAAGGAGGACGAGGAGUUGUAUGGAGAUUUUGAAGAUCUGGAGACUGGAGAGGUGCACAAGGGGCAUGCUGGACAGCAGGAGGACUGUAAGGAGGAGGAAAGUGAAGAGGAGGAUGAUGAAGAAGAAGAGGAGGUGCUGGUGAAAGAAGAUGAAGAGGAGAAACUGAAGAAGAAACGUGUGGAAAAGAAAAGGCGCCUUAAGGAGCGAUUCGACUUGGAGUAUGACGAUGGAGACGCCACCUAUUUCGAUGACCUAAAGGAGGAGAUGCAGAAGCAGGCAGAGCUGAACCGGGCUGAGUUCGAGGACAUGGAGGACCAGAUGCGGGUCCAGUACGAGGGCUUCCGGCCCGGCAUGUACGUGCGUCUGGAGAUCCCGGCCGUGCCCUGCGAGUUUGUCACCAACUUCGACCCUCACUAUCCCAUCAUCCUGGGAGGCCUGGGUGCCAGUGAGGGCAAUGUCGGCUACCUGCAGAUGAGGCUGAAGAAGCACCGCUGGCAUCAGCGCAUCUUGAAGACGCGGGACCCGCUGAUCCUGUCACUGGGCUGGAGACGUUUCCAGAGUAUUCCGCUGUACCACAUCGAGGACCACAAUGGGCGUCACCGGCUGCUCAAGUACACACCCCUGCACAUGCACUGCAGUGCCACCAUCUGGGGUCCCAUCACUCCCCAGGGCACUGGCUUCCUGGCAGUACAGUCUGUAACUGGAGUUCAGGCUGGCUUCCGCAUCGCUGCUACUGGUGUGGUUCUGGACUUGGACAAAUCAGUGACCAUUGUGAAGAAGCUGAAGUUGAUUGGAUACCCUUACAAGAUCUACAAAAACACGGCCUUCGUCAAGGGGAUGUUCAACACGAACCUGGAGGUGGCCAAGUUUGAGGGCGCCUCCCUGCGGACAGUCAGCGGCAUUCGGGGGCAGGUGAAGAAGGCGCUGCGUGAGAGUCCAGGCGCCUUCCGGGCCACCUUUGAGGACCGGCUGCUCAUGAGCGACAUCGUUUUCCUGCGCUCCUGGUUCCCUGUAACCGUGCCACAGCUCUACAACCCGGUGACGUCGCUGCUGCUGUCUCUGGGCAACAAGGACAGCUGGACGGGCAUGAGGACACUGGGCCAGCUGAAGAGGGACCUGGGCGUCCGCAACCAGCCCGACAGGGACUCCCUGUACAAGCCGGUGCUGAGGGCCCCCCGCCACUUCCACCCCCUGCACGUGCCGCCGCAGCUGCAGAAGGCGCUACCCUUCAAGAGCAAGCCCAAGCAGGAGCAGCGGAAGGGGGCCGUGCCCCGGGACCUGAGGAGGCCGGCCGUUAUCAGGGAGCCCCACGAGCACAAGGUGGCAGCCUUGCUGACAGCUCUCAGCACGGUCCACAACUACAAGAGGAAGAGGGCCCACAGUCAGCAGCACGGCAAGCACAAAGAGUUCCUGAGGCAGAAGGAGCGUGAGGAGGAGGAGAAACUCAAGCGGCAAAAGGAGGCGCGCAAGAAGAUGUACCGUAUGAUGGGCCAGCAGGAGCAGAAGAGGGAGAGAUCCAGCCUGAAGGGGGCAGCGCAGGACAGCUAGUGCUGUUUGGAUGCCUUGGGGACCUUCCGUCCGACGUCCUCUCUGUCAGACAGACAUGGGGGCGGGGCGGGGGGGGGGCUGCCAGGCUGGAUUACCAUAGGGACAGUGUUUGAAGAGUGCCCUCCCCCUGACAGAGCGCUCUGUCUGUCUGCAGGAGCUCUUCAUGUGUCAUUAUUUACAAAGUUUUUGUUGCCUACUGCUGGGUUAUAAAUGCUUGUUUUUACCUGCUGCUUUGGCUGUUGGCUGAUGUGUCAGCUGAGGACAGCUGACUGUGAGUGAAGCGGCUCAGAGGAGUGUCCUGUGCCCUGGGGCUCAGCGGGAGCCGUAUCAGAGCAGAACAGGCUGCCUUUAUAUAGCGUGCGAGCGUGUCAGCCCGGAAGCCCAGGUGUUCAGAAUGAGUUUUAAGAAGCGAAAUCACAGCCCUCCCAGUCACAUGACCUGAUCGUUUGCUCAUUUCUGUGCAUGAUUUUUGUUUAACACUGUUGCUGAAUGGUGUUGGCCGGUCAAUUUCGACAGCAACAGGAUGGCGUGAUGAAAAUGCCUCCUGACACCGAAGGGGGAAGCGGUGGGUCACAAGUCACGGACGUGUGCAAAGGAUGACUGCUGGUGUAGACCGCAGGCUUUUAUACCACAGUGACAUACUCAGGGUAUAUAUAAUGUUUAACUGCAUCUGCAUUUUGUGAAAUUGACAGCUGCCUAAGAAUGGGUGUUUGGGUUUGUCGGCCUGAGCCAGUCGCCAUUGGGUGACGUGCUCAUUGACAGCCAUGACCUGAAGGUAGGUUCAGAAUUUCCAGCUGCAGAAGGGUGUCGCUGAUCUGGUUCUGAGCCAGGGCUCAACCCGCUAAAUGGGAGAGCGGCAACACAGCUGUCUAGAAUUGUAAUGUACUCUCUGGUAAAUUAAAUACGCAGUUAGUGAAA